AUCCUUAAAAUGUAAACAAACUGAGUUAAGUCCCUUUGAAAAAAAGUGAGCGACUGAAGAGAUAUCUGUGUAUUUUGACAAUCUUUAUCAAAUCACAAAGUUAAAAGAACAUGAUAUAAUUUCUUAUGGACAAGGAAAUUAUGAACAAUACAGGAGAUGUUUGUGGUGCCUCAAGUGAGCACAAAGUACAUUUUGAAGCUGUACAGGUUCAAGCACAUGAUUCAGACAUAGCUUUGAAAUAUACAGCAGAGAGAAUCGAUGUCCACCUAGGAUUUUUACAAAUUAACAGACAUUAUGAAGUGAUCUUUACCAUACAGGAUAAUCUAGGGGAGGACAUAACCUUUGACCCUUUACAGAAUCUCCAUGCUAAACUAUUGAGAUAUGAACCAACAGAAGAUGGUUGUGGACAUAUACUUGAAAUGGAAUUCCAUGCUCACAGAGAAAAAUUGAUACAAGAAAGAAUAACAAUAAAGUCAGAAAAUUAUGCUGAUAGAUACGCAGAUAUUGUUUUCCAUGCAAGAGUUUUAGGUAAAGGUAAAGGCACGCCCUCUCUCAGGAAUGGUAUCAGAUGUUUACAAGUAGACGAUGAUAAUGACUCUGAUGUCACCGACUGGCAGGGAUUUGAUUGAGACCAUACCAUGCUCACCUACAAAUUGUACAUAUCAUAGCAUAAUAUAGUUCCUAAAUUUGUAAAAUUUUGUGUUCCUUAGUGUUUUAAGUAGUAGUUAAUAUGUUUCAUUUUCUAGAUUUGAGUGUCUUUUGUUGUUAUGUUUUGUUAUGGAGUAUUGAAAUGUAAAGUUUUAAACCUUUAAAAGGUAGUAAGUAAAUAAAAUUUUGUGCUACAUUUUGCCGUGGUAUGAAUUUGCUAGAAUUAUGAUGUUGUUGUGUUCAAAUCAAACUAGGCUAAAUACUAAGAUUUAAGGAAAAGAUUUGAGUAAUAAUUUACAUGUUAUGUGCGAUUAAUGACUGAUUUUGCAGUGUUUGGUCUAUCUUUGUCACCAUAUUUUAACAUUUUACUAACACAAUAAGGGAUAUUUUUGGAUAUUUUACCUCUUUUUAGUAAUUUAUGUAGGUUGUGUUAGUGCCAUUUGCAAUAUGUAAAUGACUUUCUUUGUUCACUUGACAAUUUUUUUCAUUGUUAUACAUUAGAAAAGUAUUUAUGAAAAUUAGAAUGAAUCUGGAGGCUGUAAAAGAAAUAACCAAUUUUAGACAUUUAGUCAGCCGUGCAGCAAAUUAUCUUCAAGAAGUGUGUCACAUCAAAAUAUUUAUCGUUGUGAAGUGAUCUUAACCUGUUAAAGAGCAAUGACAUUGCUUCUGUAAUGUAAUAAAAAACACUCAGUUAUUGUCAGUUUUGUUCCAUAUUUUCACAAAAAAUUGUUUGACUCUCUAGUAAAGAUCCUUAUUAUUGUGAAAAUCUUUUCUUUUUCCUCAGGUACAAAUUUUUAGGGUCCACAUUUUCCUUUAAAUAGCUUGUGUUAUUAAAUGCCAUAUUUGUGCUAAUUGUCUUUUGUGUUAAAAGCCUUGUAAAUGGUCCCGCCAAUGACAUGGUUCCUUUCAUGUGAGGACACUAUCUGGCUAGCCUAUUUAAGAUAGGUGGCUCUACACUCAGGUAUCCUUCACAGUACCAUCUAUUUGCCAAAUAAUUAUAAUAAAUUUUGAAUUUUUCUCAUUCUUUGUUGUAAGAGACCAUUGUAAUAAGCGACUUUUUUUAGUAUUUCCCUUGUGCAGUUGCUUAAUGCGUUUAAUAAUAAGUUUGCCUGUAUUUUUCAGUGCACUGUAUUUUCAUCAUACUUUUAAAUAAGAAUCAUUUAUAUUUUAUCUUUGUUCAUUUUCUUCCAAUAAAAGUACCCCCCCCC
Molecule: messenger RNA, 1856 nt
Organism: Ruditapes philippinarum (Manila clam)
Lineage: Eukaryota; Metazoa; Mollusca; Bivalvia; Venerida; Veneridae
Product: adipose-secreted signaling protein-like
Exons: 4
Coding region: 126-629 (167 amino acids)
Source: RefSeq, a predicted model, not a curated record